AUGGCGGCCCCCGAGCCCAAGCCCCCCGCGGGGGCGGCCGCGGCCCGACGUCUGGCCGGGGGCUGCUGGUCCGCGUUCUGGGACUACGAGACGCCGAAGGUGAUCGUGGUGAAGAACCGGCGCCUGGGCAUCGUGUACCGCGCGGUGCAGCUGCUCAUUCUGCUCUACUUCGUGUGGUACGUGUUCAUUGUGCAGAAGAGCUACCAGGACAGCGAGACGGGCCCCGAGAGCUCCGUCAUCACCAAGGUCAAAGGCAUCACCUCGUCGGAGCACAAAGUAUGGGAUGUGGAGGAGUACGUGAAACCCCCCGAGGGGGGAAGCGUGUUCAGCAUCAUCACCAGGAUCGAGGUCACCCCCUCCCAGACCCUCGGAACCUGCGCCGAGAGUAUGAGGGUCAACAAUGCCACCUGCGACUCAGACGAGGACUGCGUGGCUGGGCAGCUGGACAUGCUAGGAAACGGCCUGCGGACCGGGCGCUGCAUACCAUAUUACCACGGGUCCUCCAAGACCUGCGAGGUGUCCGGCUGGUGCCCGGUGGAAGACGGGGCUUCAGUCAGCCAGUUUCUCGGAAAGAUGGCCCCAAAUUUCACCAUCCUCAUCAAAAACAGCAUCCACUACCCCAAAUUCCAGUUCUCCAAGGGCAACAUUGAGAACCAGAAGGAUGGCUACCUGAAACACUGCACAUUCCACGAGGUCUCUGACCUCUACUGCCCCAUUUUCAAGCUGGGCUACAUCGUGGAGCAGGCAGGGGAAAACUUCACGGAGCUGGCACACACGGGUGGUGUCAUUGGGGUCAUUAUCAACUGGGACUGCGACCUGGACAUGUCGGCAUCGAACUGCAACCCCAAAUACUCCUUCCGGAGACUUGACCCCAAACAUGUCCCAGCCUCAUCUGGCUACAACUUCAGAUUCGCCAAGUAUUACAAAAUAAACGGCAGCACCACCCGCACACUCAUUAAAGCCUAUGGGAUCCGCAUCGAUGUCAUUGUGCACGGACAGGCAGGGAAGUUCAGCCUGAUUCCCACCAUCAUUAACCUGGCUACAGCGCUGACCUCCAUUGGGGUGGGCUCCUUCCUGUGUGACUGGAUCUUGCUAACAUUCAUGAACAAAAACAAGGUCUACAGCCAUAAGAAAUUCGACAAGGUGUGUACUCCAAGGCACUCCUCAGGCAGCUGGCCUGUGACCCUGGCCCUUGUUUUAGGCCAGGCCACUCCCCCACCCUAUCCCUGCUCUGCAGACCCAGGCCAGGCUGGCCAACCACAGGGUGAGGGGCAGAGCCAGGCCUGGGCUGCCCCACCCCCACGGCCUUGCCCCACCUCUGCCCCAUCUGAGCAGAUGGUGGAUGCUCCCGUUCCGGGUGCAGGACCGGGGCUUGGUGCCUCUGAGCCUUCCCAACAGGACUGCACGCUCACAGACGCCCGAGGUUUGGCCCAGCUCUGA
Molecule: messenger RNA, 1440 nt
Organism: Hippopotamus amphibius kiboko
Lineage: Eukaryota; Metazoa; Chordata; Mammalia; Artiodactyla; Hippopotamidae
Gene: P2RX2
Product: purinergic receptor P2X 2
Exons: 11
Coding region: 1-1440 (479 amino acids)
Biological process (GO): response to ATP; monoatomic cation transmembrane transport
Cellular component (GO): nuclear inner membrane; plasma membrane
Molecular function (GO): purinergic nucleotide receptor activity; ATP binding; extracellularly ATP-gated monoatomic cation channel activity
Source: RefSeq, a predicted model, not a curated record